UAAACCCUAAACCUUGAGAGUGGAGAGGCUGUGUGCUCUAGUUAGUAAAAUGAUUCAGUGAUAUAAUCUCAUUUUAUAGCAGGAUUCUAGUUUGAGAAGAAACUAUGGAUGUGUCCGGCUCUGGUUUAACAAACACACUGAUUUUGUUUGCUUAGGCUGAACCUACUCCAUCUACCCUCACCUGCACUGGACCCUAAUCUGAGAAUUGAAAAAUAUUGAAAAAUGUCUCCGGAAUAUCAACUAAAGCUGAAAAGAUGCUCCCGGAGUGCAAACACUCUCCGGUGUCUGGACGGAUAGGAAACUGAUCAUGAUUCUGAGAAUAUUAUAGUUCUGCUAAUCUAAAAAAUAACCUGAAUCAUGAGGUUAUCCAUCCUAUUUCUUCUCUUCUCUCCUCUACUCUAUAAAGUAGAAUCUGAGACCAGAUCUAUUCAUAUAAACUGUGAAUCUGAAGAUCCCGGAUUUAAUCUUGAAUCUGCAGAUUACAGGGACCCGGAUCUUCUAGUUCUGGAUCAGUGUUCCCUGCAGGAUAUAGAGUUCUGGCUCCGGUUCUUGGAGAAGAAUUAUUCAAACUUUAUCACGCUCUGGCUGAAGGGAGUCAAGGUUUCCGAAAUGGGGUACAGGACGGAGAACCCCCAUUGCGCCGGGGCGCACAAGAAACUGGAGAAGUUAAAGAUCAGUGAAACUGAGUUUACGGAGAAGAAUAGUGAAACUUUGGAGUCUUUACUCCGAUGCAGAUCGAUCUCAACCCUAGAGGUUACUGAAAAUAUUCAUGGAUUUUUCUCUAGAAUACAGGCAUCUAAUAUUACUCUUCUAAACGCCAGUAACUCGAACAUCAAGGAGUUACAGGACGGAGUGUUCUCUGAUCUCAAGCACCUGGAGGAGCUGGACUUGUCAAGGAACAGGCUGGUUAAACUACAGGGUGGAGUAUUUAGGAACAAUCGUAGGUUGGAGAAACUUCAUCUUCAGUUCAAUACAAUUAGUUUCAUCAGUCGCCAGAGUUUUAUAGGUUUGCGUCAUUUGAAGUAUCUUGAUUUAAGCGGGAAUGAUAUUGCGUCAAUGUGGCUCCAGGUUCAGGUGUUCAACCAUCUCCACAACCUCAAGAUAUUGAACCUCAGUAGAAACCGUAUCACGGAGCUGGAGAACGGUAUUCUCCUAGAUUUGCCGAACCUGGAGAGGUUGGAUCUCUCCAGGAACGAGUUAACCCGUCUCUCCCGAGCUCCGUUCCAAAACCAGACAAGGUUGGAGUUCCUCUCUCUCUCUGAGAACUCUAUUUCUAGUAUUGAGCAGAGCUCCCUGCAGGGUCUCUCCUCCAACCUGAGAAGGUUGGAUGUUGAGAAGAAUAAGAUAAAGUUUAUCCAUGAUGAAUCCCUGGCUCAUCUGGUGGGACUGAAAACCCUGAAUUUACUGGGAAACAGACUGGACUCAGUUCCCUCCGCUGUCAAAUACCUUUCAGAUCUGACAGAGCUGAAUUUAGGUGAAAAUGAGAUAAGUGAAUUGAAUAGUGAUUUCAUGCUCCACGGAGCUAACCUGACAAUUCUUAUUCUAGAGGGAAACAAGGUUGAAAGCAUUCUUUCAAACACAUUCAACUCAACCAGGAACCUAGAGACCCUAAACCUGGCUCACAACCGGAUAUCCAACCUUCAACCGGAUGGAUUCUCUCAACUCACGGAAUUAAAGUAUUUGACCCUGGCGGAGAACCGAUUAACAGAUAUAAACGGAGUUCUCACUUCUCAUCCGUCCCUGCUCCGCCUUAACCUGUCCUACAACCAGCUCAAAUGGUUCGACAUGGCGUUCUUCCCUCGUCAGCUGGAGGAGCUGGAGAUACAAGGGAACCAGGUUGAGGAUUUAGGCAACUACUACAAGCUGGUUGAGGGGUUCAAUCUCAAGUAUCUAGAUGCUAGUAGCAACAAAAUAUCCGUCCUUGGACAGCAUACCUUCGUGGAUUCUAUUGAAGAGCUCAACCUCAGACAGAAUAACAUUUCUGAUCUUGGCUCCGGAAGCUUCGCUGGACUCAGGAACCUGGUCGCGGUUGAUCUCCGGUAUAACGCACUCCGAACCAUUCCCAGGAACAGUUUGAAGAUUAGUCCUCUUGCAGGAAGAUCUCCGUCCUUCCAGCUGUCUGGUAGUCCGCUAACCUGUGAUUGUGAAUUAGAAUGGUUAUCUACCUACAACCCAGGGCCCCUCAGCCCCCUGAUCUCAGAUUUCUCCGCCCUGGCCUGUUCUCCGCCCCUAGCUCCGGGUCCCCCAAUACCACUGGGUCUGGUACCUGAAGGAAUGUAUGUUUGUGAAUACAGAUCUCACUGCUUCUCUCUGUGUAGAUGCUGCACCUUCCUAGCUUGUGAUUGCAGGAUGAAAUGUCCUGAUCCUUGUAACUGUUAUCAUGAUCAGGCCUGGAACCUGAACAUGAUCCAGUGUGGGUCGAGGAACCUGAGCAGGGUUCUCAGAGAGAUACCCAUGGAUUCUACAAUCCUGUAUCUGGAUGAUAACCAACUGGAGAACCUAGGGACGGAAAAGUUUCUCGGGAGAAAUCGUUUGUCCAUCCUGUAUCUAAACAAUAGUGGAGUUGAGCAGAUUAAUAAUAGAACCUUUCUUGGACUCCGGGGACUAAAGGAACUACACCUGGAGAACAAUAGGAUAGAUUCUCUACCCUGGGACGCUUUCCAAGAGAGCUCUGAACUAGAGGAACUAUAUAUUCACAAUAAUCUUAUCCAGAGUAUUGGAAAUGGAACCUUCUCCGAACUUUCUAAUCUCAGAGUUCUCACUCUUCAUAGCAACCAACUCACAACUCUUAGGAUAGAACUUCAUAUAAUGAACUCUUUGCAAACAAUAACUCUGGGACGGAAUCCCUGGAUUUGUAGUUGUGAACUCUCUCUCAUGUUCUUCAAGGUUUCAGAGCUAGUGACUCACAGGGUAGGACAGACAACCUGCUCCGACAUUAACAAUUCUCAGCAAAACGUUCUUACAUUCCACUCAUCUUGUAAAGAUCUAGACGUACAGGCUGUAUCAUCAAAAUCAUCAUCAUCUCCGUUCCUCAUUCUUCUCCUCACAUCUACAACAGUGAUCAUCAUCAUCCUUGCAAUAUCUGUGUUUCUAGUCUUAAAGAGGAACUCUAUCACAAGAUGGAUUUACUCUAAAACCUCUUCACCCAAGGUAGAGGAUCACUGUCAGUAUUCUCCAAUGAUAAAACUCCCUCCUCCAGAGAGCUUAAAGCGUUCUGCACCCAGCAUAGCCGAGUACAGUGCGUAUCUACAUUACUGCCUAGCAGACGAUGAUUAUGUAAAAAAUGUUUUAUCUCCUAAACUUGAAUCUAUUGAUAGUAGAUACAGGAUCUGUUUACACCAACGGGAUUUACCAAAAUCCUGCACAGUAGGGCAGGCGAUCAGCCACGCUGUUGCGAACUCACGGUGCUUACUUAUCCUGGCCUCCCCAGCCUACUUCCUGUCUAGUAUACCCACCUACGAGCUACAGAUGAUCCUUAGCGAGGUUCUACCCAGAUACACUUCAUAUCCAGUAAUAGUUGCAGUCUCCCACUCAUCGGUUCAGGAGAUGAAGAUGAAGUUUCGACAGAUCGUUGGCUGUCAAUCUGAUACAUGGACUUAUCUUGAGGUUUCAGAUAUUCUCUUCUAUGACCGGGUUGCGAGCCUGGUAGGAGGAGGAGGAGGGGGAGUGGAGCUUAGCAGUGAUUCCUCGUCCUGUAGUACUAAAUCUACUGCUGCUAGUACACUUCCAGCCAGGGUUUCUGGACCAAGGGUGAUAUGCAAUCCUUUAGACAGGUUUACAUCAGCUCCAGGAGAGAAUAUCUACUCUACAGUAGUAGAUCCAGCUAGUGAUGAGGGAGAACCAACCUACCAAACAAUAUACUCGGACCAAACUCUCUAUAUAGACAGGAACCUGGAGCUGGUCAAACCUAAACCAUUAUCCAGGUUUAGAACUCUGCAGUAGAGAGUUGUAUACUGUAUAGAUAGAUAUAUUAUAUGUGGUUUUGCGAGUUAAUAAAGAUGUUCGAUAUUUAA
This is a messenger RNA of Eurytemora carolleeae, 4013 nucleotides long. RefSeq names its product toll-like receptor 6. NCBI's taxonomy places the organism in Eukaryota, Metazoa, Arthropoda, Copepoda, Calanoida, Temoridae. Gene Ontology annotation, biological process: signal transduction. The transcript is spliced from 6 exons. Bases 358 to 3942 code for a protein of 1194 amino acids. The record is from RefSeq and is a predicted model, not a curated record. Gene Ontology annotation, molecular function: protein binding.